This is a messenger RNA of Paraglomus brasilianum, 1206 nucleotides long. The record is from the annotation of a GenBank genome assembly. NCBI's taxonomy places the organism in Eukaryota, Fungi, Glomeromycota, Glomeromycetes, Paraglomerales, Paraglomeraceae.
AUGUCGCCCCUGAUGUCAUUGCCUCUCCGUCCAUCUACUCCUACGCAUAAACAUUCAAGCAGUCAUGAUUCGAUUAUUACGUUGUUUGGGCGGGAUAAUGGAGGAGAUAAAGAUGGACAUGCAAGUAAUGGAAAUGGUGUGAUUAUAAAUGGCCCUAGUAAUGUGAGCAAUGGUAGUAUAAGCAAUAGUGUAGCCGGGAAUACAACCACAUCUAAUGCCACCACGACCACUGCUACACCGCAGGCAUCUCUUUCCACACGAACUCAUCCGCCGUGUUCACGCUGCCCACCCGAAGUCUUCCUCACAAUCUUUGAGCUCUUGUGUUCAACCCACCAAAGUUCGCUUUUUUCAUGUAUUCUCGUGAGCCGGGAAUGGAACUUUAUUGCUACGAGUGUUUUAUGGAGUAGUCCACGUUUUUCUCAUAUGCGUGCAUUGGAUAAAUUUAUUGGAACUUUAGAGGCAGGACUUCGGGUUGGAUCCGGAGAGAGGAUAGAAAAUAAGAGUAUUAAGAGGGAUAGAAAAGGGAUAAGUAGUGGAGAAUGUAUAAAAAAAAGCAGUAUUGGUCGUACGCGACGAGAGAGGAAGGAAGUUGGGUUAACGGAGGAGAUGACAAAUCGAGGUAGCAGCCAAAUAGAUGUACCGAAAGUGGAAGGGCAGCUUGAAGAAGCUGAUAAAACGCUACAGGUGGCAAAAGACGAUGAAACAGAUCAGUUAGACAGUAUCACUAAUACCUAUCUUACAAAACUACUGUCCCCCUUUUUGUCUCACAUCAAAACUUUAAACCUUGCCGGCGGUUCUCGAUCUGAUUCUUGCAUGUCGUCUGUAAUUCCAAAUUGUGUUUCUGUACAGCAUUUGUCCCUUGCGUGGAAUACGGGAAUAUCGGAUUCGAGUAUUGAAUUAGUUGCCGAGUAUAUUGGCCCAAAACUGCGAUCGUUGGAUUUGACCAAUUGUGAAAAAGUUAGUGACAGAGCUUUAAUAGCAGUUGCCAAGGGAUGUACUAGGCUAAGAGUAUUAAAAGUGAGUUAUUGUAGGGGUAUUAGCGAAGAAGGUAUUAGCGAAGUAAUGAAGAGAUGCGAAGAGCUGGAGAUAUUGGAUGUGAUUGGCUGUUUAGGAAUUAAUAACGAAUUCGUUAAUACGAUCAGAAACUGGGGCAUAGGAAGAGGGCUUAUGGUUUACACUUUUAGCGGCUCCCGUCGUGGUAACUAA